Messenger RNA from Entrophospora sp. SA101, 1152 nucleotides. The record is from the annotation of a GenBank genome assembly. NCBI's taxonomy places the organism in Eukaryota, Fungi, Glomeromycota, Glomeromycetes, Entrophosporales, Entrophosporaceae.
AUGGAUCCUGGAAUAUUAUUAUAUAGACCGCAACUUGACGAUAAUGAAUUUCAUCUUCUUUCCAAUCCUCCUUGUAAACUCUACUCGCGUAUCACAGAAUUUAUUUCAGCUAACCCCAAUAAUGUUGAUUAUAUAGGUAUCACAAAAUCUCCAAACUCUUUUUUCUUUUACCGCAAAAAUUAUAUCGCAAAACAUAAAUCUUCUAGGAGUAAAAAGGACGGGAAAAUUCUUUCAAAGGAAGCCGGCGAUGCCUGGAAUAAUGAAUCCGACGAAGUAAAAAGUUAUUUUAAAGCAUUAGCAAAGUUGGCUCGUGAAAAAAAUAAAUCAACUUAUGAUAAAAAAGGCAACAUUUCGGUUUCAUCAUCAUCCUAUUCAUGCUCUACUUUUUCUUCCACAUUUAAUAAUACAACCUCGCUUCAUUUUGUAGAUAAACAAUCAGAGCUACAACUACAACAAAAAGAUCCUUACACAAGUAAUAGUACAAACUCGCCUCGUUUUAUGACUCAGCAACCAGAACCACAACGCAAACAAAAAGAUAAUCUUCAUAAAAACAAUAAUAACGAUUAUGCACAUUCAUUAUUCUUUCCAUAUCCUACUUUUUCUUGCACAAACGAUAAUACUACCUCGCUUCAUUUUAUGGCUCAAUUACAAGAGGAUAAUUUUUAUAACGAUCGUGUAGUUUCAUUAUCAUCAUUUUGUCCAUAUUCUACUUUUUUUUGCACAAGUGAUAAUACAAGCUCGCCUCAUUUUAUGUCUCAACAACUACAACAAAAAGAUAAUCUUCAUAAAAACAAUAAUAACGAUCGUGCAGUUUCGUCAUCAUCAAUUUAUCCAUAUCCUAUUUGUCCUUACACAAGUAAUAGUACAAGCUCGCCUCAUUUUAUGACUCAACAACUAGAACCACUACGCAAACAAAAAGAUAAUCUUUAUAAAAACAAUAAUAACUAUUGUGCACAUUCAUUAUCCUAUUCAUAUCCUACUUUUUCUCGCACAAACGAUAAUACAACCUCGCUUCAUUUUAUGUUCCAACAACCAGAACCACAACAAAAUCUAAAAGAAAAUAAUAACGAUUAUGCAGUUUCAUCGUCAUCACCUCAUUCACUUUCCACUUUUUCUUGCACAAUUGAUGUUGCAAACUCGUCUCAUUUAUGA